AUGUUGGAAUUGGAUAUAUUACAGAAUAAUAUAAAGAAAGAUCCUGAGGCUAAUUUUGAUAAUUUCUAUAAUAAAUAUAAUGAAUUCAUUUCAUUAUUUGAAAUUGUCAAAUUAAAUCCUCAAAUUUAUAAUUCUGAUUUCAUUAAACUUUUAGAUUUCAUUAUUAACACUAUUUCAUAUUAUAAUGGUCCAAAUUCUAUUCAUACCAAUUUCUCUAGUACUAAUUCCUCUAGUACCAAUUCCCUGAAUAAUACUAUCGGUACUACAGAUAAUACUGCUGGUACUACAGAUAAUACUAAUUUGAAUAAUAAUUUGAAUGAAUUAUGUAUAAAUUUGAUAAAUUAUGUAAAGAAGAAUAAGAAAUUGAUAAAUGAGAAAAUGAGAAAAUUAAUAAUAAAUUCGACAUUUAUAUUACGUACAAAACGUCAAAUAAAUUUACAAACUAUUAUUAUUGAAUGGCUUGAAUUAUUAGAUUUAAAUGAUAAACAACAACGUAAAAAACUUUUUAAUUUUAUUCUUAAAGAUUUAAUUCUUUUAUCCAAAAAUAAUAAAUUGGAUAAAUCUAAUAAAUUGGAUAAAUUGGAUAAAUCUAAUAAAUUGGAUAAAUUGGAGAAAUUGGAGAAAUCUGGGAAGUCUGGGAAAUUGGAUAAUUCUUCUAAAUCUGAUACAUCUACUAAAUCUAUUAAAUUGGAAAAUUCUAUUAAAGAAGUAGAAAUAAUAUUAUUUAAUAAUAUAAAGAAUUCAAAUACAAUAAUAAGUUUAUUAAGUUGUUCAAUUAUACUUGAAAUGUAUCGUAGAAGGAUAUGGAAUAAUAUUUAUAUAUUAAAUUCACUUGUUAAUAUUAUUACAUCACCAAAACAACAAAAUAUUAAAUUACUUUUAUUAUUAACACAUUUUUUAUUAUCCACUAAGAAUUAUUAUGGUAUAAUAUUUGAUGAAGAAGAAAUGAAUAUAAAUGAAAUGACAAAUAAUAUAAUUUUGGAUCUUAAUGAACCAUAUGAAUUAAUAACAAAUUUAUUACAAAAAAUAAAUUUAAUGAAAUAUAAUAAUAAAAUAAUAAUAUUAAAAUUAGUUGCAACAAUAAUUAAUAAAUUUAAAAUUAUAUAUCCAAAUUUCUAUGAAAUAAUUAAUAAAUAUAUUAAUCAUAAACAGCCGGAAAUUACAAAGAUUUUAUUAAUUUUAAUAAUAUCAACACAUGAACAUGUUACUAAAACAAUAUUAAGACCAAUAAUUAAUAAUUUAUUAAUGAAUUUUAUAUCACAUGAUCGUGAUGAAAAUGUUAUUAUUAUAGGAAUUACAACGGUAAUAAAUAGAUAA
Theileria annulata is the source of this 1317-nucleotide messenger RNA. RefSeq lists its product as uncharacterized. The transcript is spliced from 4 exons. NCBI's taxonomy places the organism in Eukaryota, Apicomplexa, Aconoidasida, Piroplasmida, Theileriidae. Gene Ontology annotation, cellular component: nucleolus. The record is from RefSeq and is a predicted model, not a curated record. Gene Ontology annotation, biological process: ribosomal large subunit export from nucleus; ribosomal large subunit biogenesis. The coding region runs from base 1 to 1317 and encodes 438 amino acids.